This is a messenger RNA of Cuscuta epithymum, 4598 nucleotides long. The record is from the annotation of a GenBank genome assembly. Lineage: Eukaryota; Viridiplantae; Streptophyta; Magnoliopsida; Solanales; Convolvulaceae.
UACAUAUCUAUAAAGACAUAGCGAGUAAACCCUUGGGUAACCGUCUCCUCCCGUAGCAGUCCACUAUUUUCUUCUCUUCUCCGAAAGUUUUCCCCACUUCUCCAGGCGUCAAACGAAACACUCAGCCUUAACGUACGGUUGUUCUCUUCUCACAUUAGGUAAGCUUUAUAUCUCUUACUCCAGCCGUGUUUCUCCCUAUAAAUCUUUUGAUUUAAGAUGUUCCUGGUAUGAAACUUCUAGUUUUGCAGGCUUUUUCUUCAUAAAAAAAUAGAACUGUAUCAAUUUAAGUUGUAGGAUUGUUUUGCAAUUAAUAAUAUAAAAAAGAAAAUCAUUCUAACGAGCAAGGCCGCUGUUAUAUCACUCGGAUAUGGGGAGGUUUAAUUUCAAUUCUUAAGCAGUAGUUUGUGAUAGAAAUUAGCAAAUUACUUAUUACUUCACAUAUAUAAAGCCCUUUAGUAUCAGCCCCAACUAUUGCUAUUUCCAUCCAAAGUUUUCUUACGAUUUCGCUCUUUUACAAACGGAUGGUGAUAAAUUUUUGUAUUCCAAGUGAGAUAGCUACUAUAAUUGUUAGCCACUUUCCGAAUUGUUUUCUGAUGCGGUUAUCUUUCAACAAAUGGAGUUUUGUUUCAGCAGUUAAAAGUGAUAUACGUAUAAGGAGGCUAAUGUAUGAGGAUUAAGAGUUUUUCAUUGGUUAAUCAAAUCUAUUUUGGAUAAAGAUAAAGAUAGACUAUUAGUUCAUGUUUAGAACAUAACAGUAGAAGAUGUAUUUUCCUUUACAUCAGCUGCAGUUGGGAAAAUUCCCACUUUAAAUUAUUCUAUAACUAAAGAUUUAAGAGAGAAGAGCUUACCGGAAGACAUUACCAAGUUGCCACAAACUUGAGUAAAUUAAGUUCAGCAUCCACAAGUAAGUUCACUACCACCUGUACAUGUUUGUUCAACCAAAUAAAUGAAAGAAGUCUUGUUGAUUUUUAAUAGAUGAUUUUAGUCUAUUUGCUAUUAUGUGAACUUUGUGAGUUAUUUGCUGAGUUAUUUUAUUUGAUGUAUUAAGUUAUGAUUAUUAUCUGGCAUAGUCAAGAGUUUGUCAGUAUUUUUAUUUUCUUAUUUAAUGAUGUUUUUAUCCAAACGACACUAUAAAAAGAACUAAUACUUAAAGUGAAAGAUUAAGUGAUAUGUACUCGGGAACAAGUUCCCACAGAGUUACAGAGUUAUCAGUUUCAGAGAGUCUGAUAUGUUUAGUGGGUCGCUCCCCUGAGCUGUCGGAUUGGCGCCUUUGAGUACAUAUCACGGGCCCACAGAGUAAAAUUAGCCACAAAGAGUUAUACAGAAAUUUUUUUGAGAUCUCUUUCAGAAAGUUUACAGAAAGUUGUUUUUUGAGAUCUCUUUCAGAAAGUUUUACAGAGAUGUUUAGAGAAGAAAUUUUGAGAUCUCCCCAACAGUUUUGAAAAAUUAUUUUAGAAAAUAUUUUUCCUUUUGAGAUCUCCCUCAGAAUGUAAUUGAGAAGUUAUGUGUUAGUUAUUUGUUCAGUGCAUGCUUAUAGCUUAAAUUUAUCUAUUGAUAAAUUGGCAUAGACUUCUAGAUAUUUUUGUGGAUCCAUAGUGACUUACUAAGCGUAAAGCUUAUCAGUUUUCCUUCUUCGCAUGUACAGAUACUAAGGGUAAGGCCAAGGCAUAGGAAGAUGAUGAGGGAGUGGAACGUGUGCCGAAAUGAGUUAACGGGAACGACCUUGGCGGCUUCUAGCUAGUUAUUGUUUCAUUUCAAUAUUUCAGUAUUAUAAUAAAGAGAUUAUUAUUAAGUAUUUUAUUUGAGAAUUUGAAGUUUGAAUAAAUUCCUGGAUUCAGGUGGUUAUCACAUUUGCUGGUGAUAACUAUAUUUUAUUGAGUUUUUAUCAAGAGUUAUAUUUUAAUUAUAUAUGAGAAUUUAUCAGGGUUAUUUUCUUAAAUAGACGACCGUUAAUUGCAGUUAUUUUUUUAAAAGUAGUAAGUUAGUGUAAUGGUUCCUUUAACCCUGAGAGGGGCGUUACACCAACGACUCAUUAUUAUCGACCAAUCUGAAGCUAUGAGUGAACAAAUUAUGGUGGAAACUGAUGUUGGCAACCCUUCAAAGUCAGCCUUCAUUCCACAAUCAAAUUAGGGAUUGGAGAAGACACGUUAAGAUGGAUUGAUAGAGCGGUGGCGGCACGGUUAAAAUGGAGUCUGUAAAAGAGGCGAUUUAGGAAAUUGAUCGGAUAUGAAGAUGGACCGAAGCUAAGCUCGGAGGAGAUCGAUGAAGACAAAGGCGGACGCAGAGCCACAUCCUGAUUGUUUGGAUUUGGUUCGAUACGGUUGAGUUUAGACAUUUUUGAAAUCACUCUACAUAAUUGCAAUACUUUAUGGAGGAGCAUUUUCCCGCCCAAGACAUUUUGGCUUUUCAUUUUCGCAUUUUCGAUACUAUACUAUUCAUUUACGUUAUGUUUUACGGAGUAUUUUAUUUCCUCUCUCCUUCACCGUCGUCUUUCAUCGCUCUCCCUCACCCUCUUUCAUCGUUCCAACCUCUCAAUUCUCACUUCUCAAAUCAAAGAUCGCAGACACCUUCAUCUCUCAAAUAGAACAUGGCGCGAAGCUUCAUCUGAUCCAAGAUGCUGAAAUCGCAGAUGAAUCGGGAGCCAGCGAAGGCCUUCAUCGCAGACACCUUCAUCUCUCAAAUAGAACAUCGCGCGAAGCUUCAUCUGAUCCAAGAUGCUGAAAUCGCAGAUGAAUCGGGAGCCAGAGAAGGCCUUCAUCUCUCUUCCCCAUCCAAUCCUAAGAUGCUGAAAUGCCAGAUGAAUCAGGAGUCGACUUCGAAGGCACCAUGGUUGCAGUAAAGCUUCCCUUGGCUAAACUCACCAUGAAAGUUGAUAAGAGGAAAGCAAUUAUUGUGCGUGUGUUACGGAAGUGGGUCGUGCCUUAUUCAGAAACAGAUAAUGGCACCAAGUUUGUUGAGCUUUUACUUGAAGACGAUGAGGGUGAUAGAAUCCAGGCAACCGUCGAACAGCCACAUGUCCCUAUAUUUGAUGAUCAAAUAGAAGAAGGUGGUGUCUACGCGAUAAAUCUUUUCACUGUCCAAAGUAAUGUUGGGCCAUGGAGACCAUGCUCUCAUGCAUUUAGGCUCUACUUCACAGAGAAUACAAAGAUAAAGCAACGAGUGGGAGACAAAACAAAACAGUUUAAAAGUACCCCGUAUAAGCUUAAAAGCUUUUCUGAAAUCCAAAACAGUCCUGAAGAGAAAACACCGGAUUUGUUUGAUGUCAUUGGUGCAUAUGAUCCAAGAGAGCGGCCUUUCAGUAGUACCCAGGGCGAACAAAAAAAGAAAUGGUGCAACUUUUAUAUUCGUGACUUAGAGAAUAUGAAAAUGCAUUGCACUCUUUGGGAGAAUCAUGCGGAAACAUUCAUGAACUAUCUGAAAACACCCCGAACAGAGGCAGUGAUUGUUUUGCUCCAGCUGUGUCGUGUUAACACACGAUGGGGUGGUGGAACAAAGGGCAUUUCAAGUUCAUUUUAUGCGACUAAGAUGCUAAUUGAUGAGCAUAUCCCUGAAAUUGAAGAAUUUCGUGCGAGAUUUGCAGCCAUGAGAAAUCCAUCUUCACGGUCCAACAGUGAAACACUAUCGGGGAUAUCAUCUCAUGUUGAUGGAAUUGAGAUUGGUACUACAAAGAAACUUUCUGAAUUAGCUACAACUAAUGAGCAGAUCCGCGGAUGUUGGUUUUAUGCUAAAGUCAAGUCAAUCAUCAACAUAGACAAUUGGUCUUAUCUAAGUUGCUUCAAUCCAAAGUGCUAUAAGAAGGUGACCGGAAAGGAGGGGAAUGAGUUGAUUUGUAAAUGCGGCUUGCGUUCUUCGGAAGGAAUAUGGUGUUAUCUCUUGAAACUAAAGGUUGAGCAUAAGCUUUGUAGCGCCGAAGUAGUAUUUUGGGAUCGAGAAUGUAAGAGAUUGUUGGGGAAGGAUGCAUGUGAAUUCUCUGAUCAUCUUAACACGGAAACAUUUGGUCCUAAAAGUUGUCCUGAAGAGAUAAAACAGCUGAUUGGUAAGGAGUUUAUAUUUAAGAUAGAUCGUGAAGCUCCACCAUCUGUUCAUGGCAAAGUGUAUUACUUAGGGGGGUCAUCAGAUAAUAUGGACAAAAUAAGAGAGAUCAAAUCAUCUUUUGAUGAAAACUCGGAGUCAGAGGAAGAGGGGUACAAUUCUGAUUACGAUCUGGAUUUGCUGGAUGAUGAUGCUCCAACUCCAGUUGAAUCAAAUAUGACAGUUAUCUCCGAAGAAAUUGAGGACGUUAAGAGUACUCCACAAUCAUUGUCUAAGCGACCGUCUGAAGACGAGAUUGAUUGUGUUGAAGUUGGUGCAUCCACUCAAGGUUCAACUACUAAGAAGCUCAAAGCAGUCAAGAUAGAGAAGCCAUAAAUCAUUAUUCACCUUUGUUUUUUUGGUUUCACUUUUGGAUUAUGCAUUUUAAUGUUCUGAAUUCUUAUUUAUGUUUUCAUUAUUUUGUUUUAGAUUUAGACGUUUUCAUCAAAUCAUUUAGUUGAAUGUUUGUCUUGCUAUUCACAAUAAUAAAUAGUUUGCUUUGGAAGUAUUAUGUGGCUAUGGUUAGC